UCGCGACAGUUUGUUUGUUUCCAUGGAGCCGAUAGAAGCUGCAAAGCUGCGGAUUAACUAGCUGACCUUAUAAUCAACUAGUUCGGGGCUGUUUUUGUGGUUGUUACACGGCUUUCAGGAUGUCAGGACGAAAAAACAGAGAUAAUCUCGAGACUCUGUUUUCAUUUGAGCUUUUGGUGGAGUUUAUCCGAGUCGAGAAAGACAGUAAAGUGUCCGACCAGCUGGCUCUUGCAGUGCGACUACUGGAUUUCCCAACGCUGCUCAUUCAUCAGCCUCAGCAGAGCCAACAACAACACCAUGGAGAGGAUCAGCAGGGAGAAUACACCUUUAAGAGAGGCAAGUCUUGUUUCUUCAAGAUGAACCUGAACUCACUGCACACCAAUCUAUGUAACAGCCCUCUCUAUGCCAUGGUGCUGGAUGUGAAAGAAGAGAUCCCUAAACUAGUUGGUACCUCUCUCAUCCCACUGGCCAAAGUGAUGGAGAGAAUCAGGCAGGAUGUGACUGAACAUGGUGUUUCUACUCCCUCGUCUCACGGUGAAAGAGGGGCUGUUGGUAUAUGCAACCUCAUGGGGGAGACAAUUGGAUCAAUUCUCCUGAGCUAUAAACUGUUAAGUCUGGGAUCUAGUUUACUGCCACAUAUCACAGAGAGGAAGGGUGUACACAGACAUGUACAACAAAGCAUCAUGAAAAACAUCACAGAAUCACCGCCUCUUCUUGACACACCGGACACGUCUGAUGUUAACAAACUAUCAGAUGAGAGUACCUUGAUAAAUGAGGAUAAACAUGGUGUUUGUGUUGCUAUGCAGACUGAACACCAGCCAAGAAGGCAAAUGACACUCAAAGAAAACGAUUUUACAGAAGAUUUAACUAUUUUUUGUCCGCCACAUCUCUUCUACAAUAAUUCUGCAGAGGGAAAAAGCAAAAAUGAUGAAGGAGUGGAUUGCAAAUUACUGAAUCUGGACUCAGAGGCUUUUAAAUUUGAGGACACAUACUCAGAAGAAGAGAUAGGUGAACAUAAAAUUGAAGGUACAAGUUCUCCAAUGAUGGAUCAGAGACGUGAAACAACUUCGAGAAAACAAGAAACAAGUGCUCCAAACGUCCUCGGGGAAACCUUGCGACAGUUGCCGCUACUGAAUGCUCUUCUUGUUGAGCUGUCACAGUUGAACGGACAGAACCAGCACCAGCCCUUGUCUAUUCAUCCCAAUCUGUCUUGGAUUUACAGGUCCGCUUCCACUGAGCCUUCAGCUGGAAACACACCACGAAAGGCGCAAACAAGACCGGGGACUAGUCCACACAAACUUUUCCAUUCCCCCAGAUACUGCUCUACACCUGUAGUUAGGCCUGCAUCUGUAAAAGUGAAAGACAAACAAGAAGAGGCUGUGAUUGAGAGUAAAAGCUCCAGUAAAUCUCCUCAGAAGAAGCUUGUAUAUGGCACAACUAAGACAUUCGAUCUGAGGCUGAAGCAAAUUUCUCCUCUUAAAGUCAACCGUCGUGAAUGCAUGGACUUAUUACAGAAUAAAACACAGUCAAGUAUGGCCAAAGGAAAGACAAAGUCAAGUAAUAAGAUUGUGAAGUCCAGCAAACGAAAAUCAGCAUUAAAUCAGAGCUCCAGUCUAAAUGAAAAUGUUGAGACAAUGAUGCAAAGCAUCACGGCGGACUCUGCACUACAAGGAACAGUCACGCUAAAACAGAAAACCCUGCGUGUGAAACAAGACAGAGACUCUCCGAGAAUUUCAAAAUCUUCCCUUUCUGAAAGAGACUUGAAAUCUAUUUACAUCCCCAGUGUGGAUAAUGACAAUGUUUCCCAAAACAAAGACGAGAAGGAGCAUCACAGUGAAUCAACUCAAGUCAAAUCACAGUCUGAAUCUGACAGGCACAGAGAGAAAACUGAAUCUUCAGGAAGCAGCAGACGCAGCAGCCCAAAAUCUUCAUUUUCAGACACCAGCGGCGAAGUAAACGAGGAGGAGGACUACGCCGAUGACUUUAACAGCCUCGAGCCCAGCGACGCCUACUCCCCUGAACCUGCGAGUAGCCCCGAGACCUCUAGAGCCAAGACUCCCAAAUCUCCCGUCCGCGUCGACUUCUGCAACUCAGACUCUGAAGGUUUCCAGAAGAGAACUGCCCUCCCGGUGCCCGUCAAAGCCCCCAGCUCUCCACAGCGUGCUCUGAGGGGUACACACAUCAUCCGACCUCGAACCCACGCCUCGGCCCUCAGCUUCUCCUCCGAUGAUGCAGACGGGUCGUCCUCCUUAAUAACCAUACGCUCCAGAAAACAGAUGACGGAGAGUAGUAGAGUGGAGAGGAGCUCUGGCACUGAGAGUUUCAUGUCAUCGAGAGGUCAAAGGAGCGGGUCGACCAAGAACACCGGUCCUGUUCGAGGAUUUUCUGCUGAAUCAGUAUCCUCCUUUGAACCGCUAGAGGUAGAGGAACUGGAGGAUGAGCUUGGAUCUCUGGAUUUCAAAAAGGAGUAUCGGCAUAUCUCUGAGCUAGUGGCCAACAAACUCCCUGGCUACACUAUGUAAAGAGAAAAUAUAGAAAUCCACAUUAUGGUCACAUCAUGAAUGAAACAGCUAGUAGUAUUGUAGUGUACAUAUCUAGCAAAUGUGUAAGUUUGUAUAUGUGUUUUCCGUUCAGUUAUGAUGUCUGACAACUUCUUUGAAUAAAGACAAGCUAUGGAAA
Messenger RNA from Sebastes umbrosus (honeycomb rockfish), 2679 nucleotides. RefSeq names its product microtubule associated protein 10 (gene map10). Gene Ontology annotation, biological process: positive regulation of cytokinesis; cytoplasmic microtubule organization; mitotic spindle midzone assembly. Bases 120 to 2522 code for a protein of 800 amino acids. The record is from RefSeq and is a predicted model, not a curated record. NCBI's taxonomy places the organism in Eukaryota, Metazoa, Chordata, Actinopteri, Perciformes, Sebastidae. Gene Ontology annotation, molecular function: microtubule binding. Gene Ontology annotation, cellular component: mitotic spindle midzone; centrosome; mitotic spindle pole. The transcript has a single exon.